Molecule: messenger RNA, 549 nt
Organism: Penicillium taxi
Lineage: Eukaryota; Fungi; Ascomycota; Eurotiomycetes; Eurotiales; Aspergillaceae
Product: ADP-ribosylation factor family protein
Exons: 5
Coding region: 1-549 (182 amino acids)
Biological process (GO): vesicle-mediated transport; intracellular protein transport
Cellular component (GO): Golgi apparatus; cytoplasm
Molecular function (GO): GTP binding; GTPase activity
Source: RefSeq, a predicted model, not a curated record
AUGGGAGGGUCAUUAUCACGCCUUUGGUCCCUGGUUUGGAGCAAGAAGGAAAUUCGCAUUCUCAUCCUCGGACUUGAUAACGCCGGAAAGACCACUCUUCUCUACAGACUUAAGAUCGGUGAAGUGGUCACUACAAUCCCUACCAUCGGAUUCAACGUCGAGUCGGUGACAUAUAAGAAUCUAAAUCUCAAUGUCUGGGAUCUCGGUGGCCAAACAUCUAUCCGUCCGUACUGGCGGUGUUACUACGCUAACACUGCAGCCGUCAUCUUCGUCAUUGACUCUACAGAUAUUGAGCGACUGGGUACUGCCGCAGAUGAACUAGCAGCCAUGUUGAACGAAGAUGAGCUCCGCGAUUCUGCUCUCCUAGUGUUUGCCAACAAGCAGGAUCAGCCUGGAGCCAAGGGAGCAGGCGAGAUUUCCGAGGCAUUGAAACUGGGCGAGCUUCGUGACCGAAACUGGAGUAUUGUUGCUUGUUCUGCCAUCGACGGCAAGGGUAUUGAUGAAGGAAUGGACUGGUUGGUGCAAACCAUCCAGACUGAAACCGCAUGA